Chinchilla lanigera (long-tailed chinchilla) is the source of this 4946-nucleotide messenger RNA. RefSeq names its product hypoxia inducible factor 3, alpha subunit (gene Hif3a). Bases 482 to 2476 code for a protein of 664 amino acids. Gene Ontology annotation, biological process: regulation of transcription by RNA polymerase II; cellular response to hypoxia. Gene Ontology annotation, molecular function: DNA-binding transcription factor activity, RNA polymerase II-specific; protein dimerization activity; RNA polymerase II transcription regulatory region sequence-specific DNA binding. The record is from RefSeq and is a predicted model, not a curated record. The transcript has 15 exons. NCBI's taxonomy places the organism in Eukaryota, Metazoa, Chordata, Mammalia, Rodentia, Chinchillidae.
CGACAGGUAUUUCUGAUAAAACGCUGCUCACUGCACCUGAACCCCAACCCCACUGGAAGAAUUCAGGUAUUUGAAGUGGAGGGCAGACAGAGGUGAACGGCUGGUGACUGGACAGAACGCGGGGGUUGGUUUGCUGUGUCACUCUGUUGGGGCCCUGGCCCUCUUAUGGCCCCUCUUGGUGGGGCCUUAGACUUUGAGAUAUCUCUGCUGCAAGAGUCUGAGGACUCGACCCAGCUGCAGAGGGAAAAGGGCAGAAGAGGGGCUCCCGGGGCUCAAGGACAGGGGGCCUGGGAGGCUGCCAGCUUCUCAUGAUCCCUCCCUCCUCUGGCCCCGGCCCAGCUCGGCCAGCCCCCUCCCAUCAGGAGGCCUCCCUGUCCCCCAGGCGUCCCUAGCUUGGGAAAUAAACUGCAGAUAAGUCAGGGUGGGGACACAGUAGGCUCCAGGCACGCGUAGGAGAGGAGCUAGGCGCCAGGAGGGCAGCAUGCGCUUCCAGCAAGACAGGUCGAGCACGGAGCUGCGCAAAGAGAAGUCCCGGGAUGCGGCCCGCAGCCGGCGCAGCCAGGAGACCGAGGUGCUGUACCAGCUGGCGCACACGCUACCCUUCGCGCGCGGCGUCAGCGCCCACCUGGACAAGGCUUCCAUCAUGCGCCUCACCAUCAGCUACCUGCGAAUGCACCGCCUCUGCGCCGCAGGGGAGUGGAACCAGGUGGGGGCUGAGGGAGAACCACUGGACGCCUGCUACCUGAAGGCCCUGGAGGGCUUCGUCAUGGUGCUCACCACCGAGGGAGACAUGGCUUACCUGUCGGAGAAUGUCAGCAAACACCUGGGCCUCAGUCAGCUGGAGCUCAUUGGACACAGUAUCUUCGAUUUCAUCCAUCCCUGUGAUCAAGAGGAGCUCCAGGAUGCCCUGACUCCCAGGCCCAGCCUGUCCAAGAAGAAGCCAGAUGGCCCCACCGAGCGGUGCUUCUCCUUGCGCAUGAAGAGCACCCUCACCAGCCGCGGGCGCACCCUCAACCUCAAGGCAGCCACCUGGAAGGUGCUGCACUGCUCUGGACACAUGAGGGCCUACAAGCCCCCAGGUCAGACAGCCCUGGCCGGGAGCCCCAGCUCCGAGCCUCCCCUGCAGUGCCUGGUGCUCAUCUGUGAGGCCAUCCCCCACCCAGGCAGCCUGGAGCCCCCGCUGGGCCGGGGCGCCUUCCUGAGCCGCCACAGCCUGGACAUGAAGUUCACCUACUGCGACGAGAGGAUCGCAGAGGUCGCCGGCUACAGCCCAGAUGACCUGAUUGGCUGCUCCGCCUAUGAGUACAUCCACGCACUGGACUCAGAUGCAGUCAGCAGGAGCAUUCACACCUUGCUGAGCAAGGGCCAGGCAGUGACAGGGCAGUAUCGCUUCCUGGCCCGGAGUGGUGGCUACCUAUGGACCCAGACCCAAGCCACGGUGGUGUCGGGGGGCCGAGGCCCCCAGUCAGAGAGUAUCAUCUGCGUCCACUUCCUGAUCAGCCGGGUGGAAGAGACCGGAGUGGUGCUGUCCCUGGAGCAAACAGAGCAACACUCUCGCAGACCGCUUCAGCGUGGCACCUCCUCUCAGAAGGAUGCCCCUAAUCCUGGGGACAGGCUUGAUGACCCGGGUCCCCGGAUCCUGGCCUUCUUGUACCCCUCUACCCUGAGCGAGGCCACGCUGGCUGCUGACCCCCGCCGCUUCUGUAGCCCGGACCUGCGCCGCCUCCUGGCACCCAUCCUGGAUGGGGCUGCAGUAACCACCACCCCCAGCACACCACAGGCCGUCCGGCGCCCCCGAAGUCCUCUCCCGGCCGAUCUUCCAGAUGAACUCCUCACGGGAGUGGAGCACACACAUAGGCUCUAUGCUGCCGGGAAGAACCCUGAGUCUGAGGACACCGACCUAGACAUAGCUCAGGACACCGACGCUCUGGAUUUGGAGAUGCUGGCCCCCUACAUCUCCAUGGAUGAUGAUUUCCAGCUCAGCUCCAGCGAGCAGCUGCCCAGGGCCUACCACAGACCUCCAGGGACUGUGCCCCGGCCCCGUGCUCAGAGCUUCCACGGCCUGUCGCCCCCGACCCCUGAGCCCACCCUGCUGCCCCGAUGGGGGAGUGACCCUCGACUGAGCUGCUCCAGCCCUUCCAGAGGGGACUCCUCAGCAUCCUCCCCCACUGCUGGGGCUCGGAAGAGGGCCCUGGCCCACAGCUCGGAGGACGAGGGCGUUGAGCUGCUGGGCGCGAGACCCCCCAAACGGUCCCCGAGCCUAGACCCUGACAACUUCCUGCUGCCUCCUGUCAGCCUGAGUUUCCUCCUGAUGGGAGGCCAAACCCCAGGGAUUCCGCAGGACCCCCACAGCCACCUGGACAUGAAUGAGCCUUUGGGCCUGGGCCCCUCGCUGCUCUCUCUCUACCCAGACGAGGAUGCCGUCCAGCCCAGGAGCCACUUCCUGCCGCCCACAGGCUUGGCCCAGGCCCACUGAGCUCGCGCCUCUCCUGCCUCCCUCCUCACACCCACAGAGGACCUCAGCCGCGGCGCAUGGAGUAGGCCUCGCCAGGGUGCCCCGCCAGCCUCAGGCCUACCUCAGUGCCCUCUCUGCCCACAUCUAUUCGGGGGCUCUUUGGGGUGGCCUCAGCUCAGUGACCUCUGGGAGGGGGUCUCCGGCCCCCUCCUCCUGCUCUCAGGACUUCUUUGGGGUUCUCCAUACAUGGUUACCUCACUCUCCCUUUCUCCGACUCUCUCGGCUUUAUUUUGGGGAGCUGGGGUUGGGAGGGCUGGGGUCACAGCUGUGGUUCUGGGCUCUGGAGAGGAUGGAUAACCAUAAUCACAUUUCUGUGUCCCUCUUCUAUUAUUGUUUUUGUGUGUAUGGCUUCUAAUCACCAUGAAUUGCUGAGGGUCCAUCAGACUGUGGGGCUGUGAUCCGCAGGGGUCCCCAGGGGCAGGCUCUGGGCCAGACCUCACACCCCAGCGACUUCUGAGUGCGGGUGUCCCACGCUGCCCCAGCUCUGUCUGCCCUUCCACUCUGGACUUCCUGCUGCCUCCAGCCUCACCUGGAACGACUUCAUUCGUGGUCUUCCUAUAUCCGGGGUAGCCAACUUCCUCCGCCUCCCGACCAUAGGACCUGACCUUUCUCGGUUCUAGACUGCACAGCCUCUGGCCUGGCUUGAGCAACCUCUGACCUUUCCUGGCCCUGGACCGCACAGCCUCCAACGUGGCCUGCUGUAGACCUCACAUCCUCCAAAACCCUGACUCCACAUUGUGCGAUCUUCAGCUCUUUCUCAUGUUUUCAAACGUUCUGAGCUCCAAAAACUGCUGUGAGCUACACAGCCUCUAACUCCCUCUUGGGCUACGGCCGACGAUCACCACCUUCUGUUGGUUCUGGAACUCAUUCUGUAACUUCCUCUGGUUGUAGACCCUACAGCUCCACGCUGCCACUCCAGCUUCCUGAUCUGCAGUACAUUUGGUUCCAAGUCCAGGCCUCUUAAUUUCUAAACCACUCUGACUGCAAACCGCACGGUGUCUCAGUGCAUCCCUCAACACGCUGCACUCGUCAGAGAAGUAAAAUAAGCUUCAUAUCUAGAUCUUGUAAUCAGUUCUCCCAGAGCCACACAGCGUGGGCCAUUUCUUAGGUUCAGGCCCCCGUGACCUCCCCCGUGGCAUAGCUCCAGACUGCACGACCUCUAGACCUUGCACCCUCCAAGAUCCUCUGAUCCCAGAGCUGAUGAUCUGCUACUUUUCUGGUUCUACAAAUGUUCUGACUCUAGACCUCAGUCUGUAAGUUCUCUCGGUUGUACACCUUGUAAUUUCUAAAUGCCUGAGUUCCUGACGUUGGCGCCCCAAGUUAGCCUGGGUCUAGAACGCAGCCUUCAGACAGCUUCUGAUUACACACUGCCUCAUAAAUUUGAUGGUGCUAAACCUUACAACCCCAACUCUUCUGAUUCUAGAUCUUACGACUUCAAAGUCUCUCCGGUUUUGCCGUCUUCCUCAUAUCUAUCAUUCUAUAAAUUUCUCUGGUUCUAGGCCACACAGCUUCCAACUGCCUCAGGUUCCAGAAUUCUGAUUCUAAAAUCUAGACUUCAUCCUAUAGGUUCCUCUGGUACCAAAUCCUACGAAGCCUGCACCCCAAUUCCAUGCCCCACCCUCCUUAUUCCAUCCUGGGCUCCCCACCCCCACAGAGCUUGUCCCAGUUCUCACCCUCAGCCCUAAGUCUUCCAAUUCCAGAUCCCCACCCCAGGCCCUGUGCUUAUGAACUUCAUGCUCAAAGCUCUCCACCUCUUUUCUUUUAUUAUUUUAAAAAUAAAAGGAGGAAAACAUUAACACACAGACAACAUUUUACAAAAUAGCAAAAGAACAGUACAGACAAUACAGAGUUACAAAGUGGCAGGAAAUUAACAAUGCUUGUUGUAUUAAGGCUCUCCCUCUCUUAUUCCUAAGAUCUCUCUGUCCUAGAACCCCUCUGACUCUCCACCCCAGCCCUGCAGACAUCCACUUACCUUGACUUUACCCAGUGUCUAGGGGACCUAGGGCUCCCAACCCAAGAGACUUCUCCAGCACUACAGGCACACGCCCAGCCCUACCUGCAUACCUUGGGGUGGGGGAGAUAGGCCAGGACUUCCGCUCUCUACCACCAGCUGUGUCUUCCUAACCCCCAGCUGCCUUCCACGAUGGUGCUACUCUUGGUCUAAAACAGGAAAACCGACACCCCUUCUCAACCCCUUCACCCCCUCUUUGGGAGGCACCGCUCACUCUGCUUUGUCAGGGCGUGGCCUGUCCAGAUUGGUGCUAUGGGGGGAAGAGUCCGAGUCCCUCUCCUCUGGGGGUGACACGGGCCCUCAUGAGGGGGACCUGCUGUGCUAGGGAAGGGGAGGGGACUGGCCCAGCCAUGCUGGCUCUGAAACCCAUUCAUGUCCCCCCAGAUCACCAUAAAGACCUUGCCUUCGUAGGCACCAGAG